Messenger RNA from Bufo bufo (common toad), 3232 nucleotides. It is a transcript of the gene CCDC146, whose product is annotated as coiled-coil domain containing 146. The transcript is spliced from 19 exons. Lineage: Eukaryota; Metazoa; Chordata; Amphibia; Anura; Bufonidae. The coding region runs from base 100 to 2973 and encodes 957 amino acids. The record is from RefSeq and is a predicted model, not a curated record. Gene Ontology annotation, cellular component: cytoskeleton.
CUGAAAAGUGAUAGUGUGGCUGCGUCUGUUUGUGAGGACACCUGAGCCGAACCCCCGACACUUCGCCUUCACACCUGUGCCUGGAGAAGAAGACUGAAGAUGAGCAGUUUGGAUGAAGAAAGGUCUGACAUCAGUGAGUCUUCAGCAGAAGAAGAGGAUAGUAUCGAGGAGAAGCCUCUGAGUGCAUUAGCUCCUCUUAACGCUAAAGAGGACAGGCCGAAGGAUGUAACUGCAAGUCCUGCCUAUCAGUGCUUGGAUGAGCUGUUUGCAGCUGGUAAAAUUCCGGGAACAAGAGUAGCUGAGCUGAAGUCAAAGUAUGCCCUCCUGUAUGAGAUUCUGAAAAGCAUACAGGAAUCUGAGAUACAGCUGUUGCAAGAUGCUAAACGCUUCACAUAUCUACUUGAGCAACAAGAACAUGAACUAGAAAAGGCAGAUCAGUUCCCCGAGGGAUCAAACACUGAAGUCUCCAGAAUGAGGCAUCAAUUGCUCAAAUAUAACAAUGACCUGAAUGAAGCUGAGGAAAGGGAGUACAGGCUUCAGUAUAAGCUGGAGUGUUUACGGGAAGAAAAAAGGCUUUUGGAGCGGGAGUAUGAAAGAAUCCCCAAAACUGGAGAGUUAGAGAAGAGGGCCAAACUUCUGAAAGAAGCCAGUGAUGAGCUAAAAAAGGAGAACACCCAGAGAAUAUUGGAGAUUAAAGCAAUGAAGGAAGACCUGGCUUUAAAAGAACGAGAAAUUCAAAGAGAGCAAGCAGAGCUCGAAAAGAUACGAGAGCAACAGGAAAUAGUAAAGGAUGAACUUGUCCAGGUCCAGAAUAUCCCAGAACAAAUUGGCAAAGACAUCGAUAAGAUUAAUCGCAAAACAAUAGAAACAGAAAAGAAAAGGUUUAAGCUGGAGGAUCAGUGUCAAGAGUUAAACCAAAGCAUCAAACAGAUAGAGAAUAAAACCAAAAAGAUGUUGGAAGAGAAAGAAGAUGUUAUAAAGGAACUGGAGGGGAAAAGGAUGUUACUGGAAAAUAAAGAACAGGAAUUUAAUCGUCUGACCAAGUUACUGGAACUUUCCAAGGAAAAUGAAGCCGUUGCUCUGGGAGAGAGGGCAGCUUUGGACCUUAAUCUACGUCAUACCCUGAUAGAGAAACAGACACAACAUGAUGCUCUUACUCGGAAACAAAAAGAGAAAGACCGGGACAUGCGAAACAUCAAGAAACUGGAGCUACAACUGAAGUCCGCAAGCGAUGCCCUAAUACACACACAAUCUUUACAUGACAAGAUUAAAACAGAGAUAGACAUUUGCCCGAAAGAUGACGGCUCACUUGCAGAGAAGAGGAAGGAAUUACGCAAAGAAGUUGAAACACUUAAGAGACAGUUUGCACAACAGCAAACACUAACGGAGGUAGAGGCACACAUAUUGGCACAGUGUAUAGCUGAAGAAGAGCAACUUGUAAAGGAGCAAGGAGAAGGCCGGGAAGAGCUGGUCAACUUAACUCGUCUGGUACAAAUCAAAGCCGAUGAGAGAGAGCAAAAGUCUAGGGAUUUUGUAAAAGCUCAACAACGAUACCAACAAGUUCUGCAAGAAAUUAAGGGACGGGAUCUUGUUAUUGGAGAGCAUAAGAAGAAAAACCAAGAUGUUCAGAAAAGAUUAAAAGAAUUCGCCAAGAUGUAUGACAUUAUCCGCAAUGAAAGAAACAAGUGUGUCAGCCUCAUUCAGAUGGCUACCCAGCGAGGAGCAGAACUACGAGAAAAACUCAAAAUCUAUGGAAAUGAGAUGGAAAUACUGAGAACCAAUGUUUCAAGCAAAGAAAGGCAGCUCCAAAAGGCCAUGUUAAAGCAGACCAACAACCAUAUGAUACGGGAUAGCCUGCAAAAGGAUAUCAGUAGGCUUAGCCUUAAUCUUCAAGAAGUGAAGGAAAAGAGGGAACAGCAGAAAAUGGAGAUUGGGAGACUAACCAAUAUGAUUAAUCAGGCAGAGGAAGAAAUGGUGGGACUUCGCAAGAAGUAUGAAUCGGCUAUGCAGAACAGGAAUGAGAGGGGAGUCCAGUUAAUAGAGCGGGAGGAAGAAGUCUGCAUCUUUUAUGAGAAGAUAAAUACUCAGGAAAUGCUUCUGAGAAAUGGUGAUGUAGAGAUGAUAGUACUUGAUGAGAGGAUUCGCUUCCUGAAGAUGAAGGUCACAGAAGAGAAGAGGCAAAUUAAACAAAUUAAAAAAGAGUUGCCAAAUAAGAAGGUUCUGGGGUCAGAUCUAAUAACACUUCAAAUCCAGCUUUCCCAGUGUUAUGACAGAGUAGCUGAACUUGAGGAACUGGCACAGAGCCCUGAGAAAGAAAGCCGGACACGCAUAUUAGACGGAAAGGAUCCAUCGCUACAAGAUCUUAUAAAGAAAAUGGAGGAGUUAGAACUACAUUUGGCUGAAAAAGAGGAGCACCUGCUGGAAAAGGACUUUCUCUACGAACAAGUUUCCAAACUUUCAGAGAGAAUACGUAUUAAGGCAGAAAAUGGCAAGGAGGACACAUUGGUUCUUGCCAAAAAGAUGAAUGAUCUUCAAAAGAAAAUUAAAGACACCACUCGUAAAAUGAUGUCCUGCAUUGCGGAGCUGUCAAUGCAACAAGCCAGUUACAUCAAGCUGCAGCAGGAAACAAGAGAUAAGGAGAAGUUUGUGCAGAGGUGCUAUACAAGAAUGGAGCAAGGACUACCACCUAGUGAGGAAAUGGAACAAGAGUGGAACCGUGUAUUGCGUGAAGAGCAUAGACGCAGAAUUGAGAAAGAAGAGAAAGCUAGGGCAGAAGAAGAGGAAGAACACCACAUAUUGCCAAAUGGCAUUUAUACAACAGCUGAUCAAAGGCCAAAUGCUUACAUACCAGAAGAUGAAAAUGUCCUUCCUCUGCCUCGGCCAUAUGGGGCUCUAGCGCCGUUCAAACCCAGCGAACCUUGUGCAAACAUGAGGCACAUUAGAAAGCCGCUGAUCAGACCAAUUGAAAUCUAAUAAUGGUCAUCAGAAGACAACUAGCCUAUGCGGUCACGAGGACAUUGAAAUGGAUCUCAGACUUUAUACACUGUGCCUUAUAGUGGUCAAUACCUUGACCUCUACUGGUCUCCAGUAACGAUCAAUUACAGAAGUUUCACCACGUUAGACAAUUUUACAAAGUGAUUAAGGAGAAAUUCCAAGCUGAAUGCUUAUUGUGUCCAUGUAUAAAAUGCCGCAUGAGGUAUUGAUUUAAGAAAAGGGCCUAAAUGUUUGUAUU